AUGAAGGUGUUCAACUUCUUUUUGCUCAUCGCCAUCGUUGCCGCGUCGGUGUCCAGCGGCAACGCAGAACCCGAACGCGCUGACGCGAAGCCGCUGCCUAAAGAAGUCAGCGUCGAAGAGCCAUCGGUCGUGCAGGAAGUGCUUCCCCAAAAGCGUGACAUUCAGAAACGGGGACUGUUCCCCAGACGCUGGGGCUACGGCUACGGCUACCCGUAUGGAGGAUACGGCUACGGGUACUACGGCUACCCAUACGGAGGAUACGGUUAUUACGGUUACCCUUAUGGAGCAUACGGCUACGGAGGGUAUUACUGGUAA
This is a messenger RNA of Neospora caninum, 315 nucleotides long. RefSeq lists its product as hypothetical. The record is from RefSeq and is a predicted model, not a curated record. Lineage: Eukaryota; Apicomplexa; Conoidasida; Eucoccidiorida; Sarcocystidae. The transcript has 2 exons. The coding region runs from base 1 to 315 and encodes 104 amino acids.